Messenger RNA from Ostrinia nubilalis (European corn borer), 1540 nucleotides. RefSeq names its product myrosinase 1-like. Gene Ontology annotation, molecular function: beta-glucosidase activity. Lineage: Eukaryota; Metazoa; Arthropoda; Insecta; Lepidoptera; Crambidae. The record is from RefSeq and is a predicted model, not a curated record. Gene Ontology annotation, biological process: carbohydrate metabolic process. The coding region runs from base 15 to 1508 and encodes 497 amino acids. The transcript is spliced from 11 exons.
CAGUUCUGUAUACAAUGCUAUUAGCACUGGUCGUGGUAAGUAUUGCGUUAUGGAGUAGUGGGUGUGCUGUGGACCUGUCAUUCCCUCCAGGGUUCCUAUUCGGGUCGGCCACUUCGGCGUAUCAAGUGGAGGGGGCCUGGAAUGUCAGCGACAAAGGCGAAAGCAUCUGGGACCGUUUCACCCACUCCCAAUCUGGUAACGAGGAUGGCAGUACCGGCGACGUGGCGACCGACUCCUACCACCAAUGGGAGAGGGACAUGGAGGUCGCUGCCAACUUGUCUUUGGAUUACUACAGAUUCUCCCUCUCCUGGACUCGGAUCCUGCCUAAUGGGUUCGCCAACUACAUCAGCGAGGACGGCAAGCGCUACUACAACCAGCUGAUUGAUGGGCUUCUGGCCAAAGGCAUUCAGCCCGUCGUCACGAUCUACCACUGGGAUCUGCCGCAGAGACUCCAGGACUUGGGCGGCUGGACGAACCCCUACAUCACCGACUGGUUUGCUGACUACGCCGACGUAGUAUUCUCUCUCUUUGGAGACCGAGUGAAGACCUGGAUCACCAUUAACGAGCCCAUGCUGUUCUGCGAUGGCGCUUACACCAACACCUUCCACCUGGCCCCAGGGGUGGUGGACCGGGAGGGAGUGUAUCUGUGCGGGAAGAACGCUAUGGUAGCUCAUGGUAAAGCUUACAGGGUUUAUCAGAAGAAGUACAAGGCGCAGUACAAUGGUAAGCUGUCUCUGUCCAACCAGCUGGUGUGGUAUGAAGCCUCGACCGAAGAGGAUGAGGUGUGGUUAGACAUCGCUCAACAGUACAGUUACGGACGUUUUUCUCAUCCCAUAUACUCAAAAGAGGGGGGAUGGCCUCCAGUGAUUGAGGAUCAUAUGAGAAACAAGAGUUCUUCGGAAGGUUUCCAUCAGUCAAGACUGCCUGAAUUUACCGAUGAAGAGAAAGAGCUGGUCAAAGGAACCUUCGACUUCUACGCUAUAAACCACUACACGAGCAGAGCCGUGCGCAAGCGCCGCCCUGGCGAGCCACACGGUGGGUUCCCUCUGACCGGAGCCCCUGACCUGGACCUCUUGUUUGAGAGGCGCCCCGACUGGACGGAAGGCAACGAGUGGCUGUAUAUUUAUCCAGAAGGUCUUCGCCGUAUGCUUGGGUGGUUGAGGGACCAAUACGGGGACAUCCCAAUCUUGAUCACAGAGAAUGGGUUCUCUACUGCUGAAGACAGCCUGGAAGACCACGACAGGGUCCAAUAUUACAGGCGUUAUUUGGAACAGGUGCUGCUUGCAAUAAAAGAAGAUGGCGUAAACGUGAUAGGGUACACGGCUUGGAGUUUGAUUGAUAACUUUGAGUGGAUGGACGGAUACAAGACUAAGUUUGGACUGUGCCAUGUGAACUUCUCGGACCCGCUGCGCACACGCACGCUGCGCCGCUCGGGGCGGUUUUACGCUGACGUCAUCAAGCGGCGGACUCUGGAUCUUGAUAGUGAUUAUAGAAAUUAUGAAUUUUAGUAUGUGUCUUAAAUAAUAAAAUAAAAAAAUUU